AGUCUUCUGAACUAGACGCGCCAUCGAACCCAUCGAACUCCAUGGAAAAUACACGUUGCUUCAAGCCAUGGCUCUUAAUCACUGUCCUCUGCCACUGCUACGUUCUUAUCCCACAAACAGCAAGUGUGGUAGUGUCCAACAUAACAUUACUGACUGAAUCAAAUCGCACAGAUUACGUCUUGCAAGGCGAAGCUGCUUUCCUGCACUGCAAUUACCAGACAUCACCUGAUGAAACUCUGUCCUCUGUCCGUUGGGAAUGGACUAGAAGAGGUUCGGAUGAGAGGACAGAGGUCUAUGUCUGGAGACCAGGACGAAGACCCGUUGCCAAAGAGAUAUUCUUCGGUCGAACUGAUAUUUCCAACACUGACCCAAGUGUUAUCAUCAUUAGAAGUGCCCAUAUGGAGAUGGAGGGGAAGUACCGUUGCUUGGUACAGACAAAUCAACCACCUGUAGAACACACAGAAUUUCAGUUAAUCGUUAUUGUUGAUGCAUGCAGGGAAAACGUUUGGUCUACAAAACUAAAUAACUGCUCUGAAACGAUACGAAUGAAUUGCGUGGGUUUAUUUCCAAAGCCGUCAGCUUCUUGCGGUGUUUAUGACGAAGACAAACGUGAAUUUGUUAUCAACUAUCCUUUUGAUCGCAUAGUUACAUUAAGAAAUCACACGUAUGAAGUAACACUCACGAAGCAUUAUGAAAUUUCGAACUGGACAGAUUAUAAAAAUAUAACAUUCACGUGUUAUUUUGUGAUUGAUGGAACUUCAUGGCGGCGUGGAAUCAAGUACAGAUUAUUUGGAGAUUACGGUUGUGAUCCAGAACCACCUUUACCUGGUCCAGGAACAUACAAUAUGUCAGAGGAAAAAUCAUGUUGGAAUCGGGCAAGACAAGGAGCAAUCGUCCACUAUAGUUGCAACAGAACAAAGAUCUUGCGCGGACCUGACACUCUUAUCUGCAAGAAUGGUUCAUGGUUGCCUGAAAACCCAUUGUGGACUGGUCCAAUGAAGCCUUAUUGCAAUUCUGCUCAGCAAAUGAAACUCAAUGUGACAAAAUGGAUAAGCUUUGUUGUUGUGAUAGUUACCCAAGUACUAUUCAACCUUAGGAAAUGA
Uloborus diversus is the source of this 1103-nucleotide messenger RNA. RefSeq lists its product as uncharacterized. Lineage: Eukaryota; Metazoa; Arthropoda; Arachnida; Araneae; Uloboridae. The record is from RefSeq and is a predicted model, not a curated record. The transcript has 5 exons. The coding region runs from base 42 to 1103 and encodes 353 amino acids.